Molecule: messenger RNA, 2598 nt
Organism: Pocillopora damicornis (cauliflower coral)
Lineage: Eukaryota; Metazoa; Cnidaria; Anthozoa; Scleractinia; Pocilloporidae
Biological process (GO): action potential; potassium ion transmembrane transport
Cellular component (GO): voltage-gated potassium channel complex; membrane
Molecular function (GO): delayed rectifier potassium channel activity; ligand-gated monoatomic ion channel activity
Source: RefSeq, a predicted model, not a curated record
UCAUUUGUUCGUGAUGGCCUAGCCGUAUUUCACAGAUCAAGUGCGUUACAUAGACAACGUCCACACUACGAAGCAGUUAAAGAAGUAUCUUUGACGUACUCUAACUCUGAAAAUAGCAUUCAGCUCUAAUUUUGGGGUGAUAAUGAAAAAUUGGACUAAGGUGUUUCCAGCUGUCUUCAUCGGAGCUGUUGUCGCAAAUUUCAUCACUGUGUCAGCCAAUGAUAACUCUUCUACAGAGGAAGACGAAUCGAAGAUCGAAUGGUACCUAAAUCUAACAAUAACUUGGAUUGCCAAACCACCGUAUGUCGCUCGACCCACCAAUGGAUCUAUAGACAGCGGGGCUCAGGGACUGAUCCGAGAUACGCUUUUACGAUACAUGACGUUUGAAUGCGGUAUUCUUCAUGGCAUCGAAUACCAAGUAGAAGACCGCCAAGUUAACAGUGAAUAUGAAAUGAUCGCACUUCUGAGGCAAAACAAAGUCCACGUUGCAGCUCCUAUAUUUGAGCCAAAAGGAGACAGACACUACAGCGAGUUCCCAUUUUUCAAAGUCGUUGAUUAUCCAGGAACAGACUACAUUACCACUGAAGAAGGGAACAACAGGAUCAGCUAUGUUUUGGAUGCCGUUCUGAAGUCUUGGCCACUGCUAGCUGUUACUCUGGUCCUGACAGCCAUUUCAGGAGUUGUUAUGUGGGCUUUGGACACUUACUGGAAUAGUGAAGAGUUUCCACGUUCAUUCAUCAAAGGCUCAUGGGAUGGAUUUUGGUGGUCUUUUAUUUCGAUGACCACAGUAGGGUAUGGUGACAAAUCUCCCAAAUCAGUUCCUGCACGGAUAUUCUCCAUUGUUUGGAUUCUCGUGGGCCUGAUUGUUAUGGCAAUCUUUACAGCGAACGUCACUUCAGCCCUGACGGCUCUUUCCCUGGAAACCGAACCAAGUAGCUUUGCUAAUAAGAAAGUUGCAGUUAUAGGAAAUGGGACAGAGUACCAACAUGCACUACAGGAGGAGGCUGAACCAAUAGUGCGCAACAGUAUCGAAGACGCUGUUAAAGAUGUGCAGUCCCAGAAAGUCGAUGGAUUAUUCAUAGAUAACUACGCAAACACCUUUUACCACUCAAGAGAAAAACUGAAAACGCUUCUCACCGUCAAGAAAUUGGAACUUCAAAGAGAUGUCGGGGUUCUCUUUUCAAAGGACAGAAAAUACCUGGCAGAUUGCUUAAAUUAUCAGCGUUCCACCAUUUUGAGGUCGGCUCAAACCAUCACUGCAACAUAUAAGUCCACCAAAAGUAAUCCAGCCAAACAAUUCAGUUUGUUUGACGAUUCUUCCAGCUUUGUUAAAAUACUCCUGUACAUUUUGCUUGGAGUAUUGGCGGGAAUGCUUUGUAUUGGAGUAAUAUGGGACUUACUUAUCAGGAAGAAGUCUGGCAAGCAGCAAAAUUCCAUGAUAGAGUGGCAAGCUGAAAACAAAGGAAUGGCGUUAACUGAGAGAGAAAGUAUUCUCAACGACUUUGAAGUAGCCAAAAGACUUCUUAAACAAAUGCAAGAUCACUUUACAACACUGGAAUCAAAGGUUUCAAAAAUUCGGGAUAACCAGUAAACGGUGCGUUCAGUGGGAUUUGCAAGUUAUGAAUCAUGCAACACGUGUACAGGUUCAAAAAAUAUCUAGAUUGCAUAUCUAUGUAUGUACGGAUUUCACUCCAAAGGCAGAUAAUAUUUAACAUCUGUGUAAGAGGAUAAAGUUAGGACAGCAUUAUCUACCUAUCUAUUGCAACUUGAUGGAAAUUUCUGAAAUGAAGUGAGCUUGUAUGUUAAAGCAAUCGUACUGGAAAAUAGCUAUCGUGUAUGAUUUCGUCAUUUGCUAACUGAAUUUUUCUGGCUCUUCCCCAGCUUCUUGCUCAACUUCCUUUAAACUAAUCCUCAUUAUAUCUAUCAAUCUGCAUCUUCACAUUUUGGCUUGGGGUGAAGUUAUCUAUUCUCACGUUAACUUACAGAUAUCUUAUUACUUUCACUGAAAUUAAGAACUUAGCGAAUGCAAAUUAUCGCCGGAUCUCUUUGAAGUUUUCAAAUUCUUGUAUUAGUCCAAAAUUUAGCCUUUUUCUUCAAUAAUUUUUUCACCCCUUUUUUCAUAUUAAAAAACCUAACGUAGCUUAUUAUUUCAUCGUUGUCUCUCAUAAUCGGUUCAAUAGUAAACAACAAAGUCUUUGUUAAGUUCUUACUUAGUUAAAAUGCAUUGAAUUUUGUCGUUUCAUUAGUUCAAUAGUUCAGGUAGUCCAGCUGCGUGCAUCCAGCGGCAGCGACGAGACUACCAUAAGGCCUUGCGAAGAGGGAAUGGUUGAUAAUUUUAACUGGAGGCCAAUUCGACCGUAGAGGUGACUUAGCGAGAUUAAAAACACACUUGGCUACUAUCCUAUACACAAGCAACUGCGUUUAUCUAUUACUCCUUGCACAAUAGAAUGGAAAUUACGUAAAAUACGAAUAUAUUUAUGUUCACAUAACACUUAGUGGAAAAAAGAAAAAAGAAAUGAAUAUCUGCUCAAAGUCAUUAAACCGAAUAUGAAUUAAAUGCUAAUGAUUUUUAGAACUAAUACAAAAUUUCCUAUUUCU